Molecule: messenger RNA, 1360 nt
Organism: Cololabis saira (Pacific saury)
Lineage: Eukaryota; Metazoa; Chordata; Actinopteri; Beloniformes; Belonidae
Product: C5a anaphylatoxin chemotactic receptor 1
Exons: 3
Coding region: 64-1122 (352 amino acids)
Biological process (GO): positive regulation of cytosolic calcium ion concentration; phospholipase C-activating G protein-coupled receptor signaling pathway; inflammatory response
Cellular component (GO): plasma membrane
Molecular function (GO): G protein-coupled receptor activity; complement component C5a receptor activity
Source: RefSeq, a predicted model, not a curated record
UCUUCAAGACACCAGCCAGGUAAAGCAGCUCAACUUCUGCUUCACACCUCUUCAACGGCUAACAUGAAUGUGAGCCAGGCACCGAGCCAGCUGCAGAACUCCAGCAGUACUACCUGGCAGGAGGACGCUUCAAGGGGAGUACAGAUUGCUGUUACUCUGCUCGUAUUCCUGGUGGGCGUACCACUGAACGGGCUGGUGGUUUGGGCCCUGGGACUGAGGAGUCAUCGCCACCUGGUUCGCAGAGGCAGCACCGAGGAGACGCGUGCUGCCAGCAGCUUUCGGGUCUACGUCCUGAAUCUGGCCGUGGCUGACCUGAUCCUGCUCCUGCGGACCCCUCUCAUGUUGGGCUUUAUUGCUUACAACUACAGCUGGCCUUUCGGCGGUGUCUUCUGCCGCCUGAUCAUGUUUCUGCGAGGCCUGGGGCUGUACGCCUCUGCGUUCCUGCUGUGCGCCGUGGCCCUGGAGCGCAGCCUGUGCCUGCUGAGGCCCGUGUGGGCCCGGCUCCGGCGGCCCGCCUGGGCCGUUCCCCUGGCCUGCUGCCUACUGUGGGCGCUGGCCGUCAUCCUGUCCGCCCCCUACUUCCACUUCGCCGUCCUGAAGGAUUUCAAAGGGAAACACUACUGUCUUGAGAGUGGAGACUUUAAUGCGGCCUUGUUUGUCACGGAAACGAUUGCAGGUUUCAUGCUGCCCCUGCUGGUGUUCCUGGGGAGUAACCUGGCCGUUUUGAUCAAUAUUAGGCACGCAGUUCCUCUGACACCUACAUCUUCCUCCCCUUCAAUGACACGCAAGCUGAACAGAAUGUACCAUGUGCUCUUCUUCACCAUGCUCCUCUUCCUCACCUGCUGGGUUCCUUAUUUUGUCUGUCGUUUCAUUUUGGCUCUGGCACGAGAAACGCAUUUGCAUUCUUCAGCCAAUGCUGGAAAAUACAUCUCUCUGUACUUGGUGUACAUCAAGAGCGCUCUCAACCCUGUACUUUAUGUGUUUGCUGCCAGAGGACUGAGCCGGGCCAUCAGAAAGUCACUUGUCUCCACUAUAGAGCGACUUUUCAACGAUGAAAUCUCUGAGUCCAUACGAAGAAAGUCGCUCAAGAACUCAAUGGCCGAGAGACCAUCAGUGGUUUAGCAUGACUUAUUAUAAUAGCUAUAACGUUGCUUUUUAUUUGUGGAAACUGCUGUCCUUUCUCCACACCAGGGGCGUCAAUUGGGUAUGGCAAGGUAUGGCAGCCGCCACACCUUUGCUUCAAGGGUUAAAUGUAAAUGUUUGUUUUUUUAAAUACAUUUAUGGAACAACUACAAAUGCAAAUAAGAACAACAUGAUCGACUUCACUAGUUAUUAUACACUGCAAAAACUCAAAAUCUUA